AUGAUUGGGGGGAAGCUGCUGAAGCAAGAAGCUGAGUUUAAAUAUCUUGGUAAAAUGAUAGGCACAAAGAAGUGUCAACGGAGCGACUCAAAAAGGACACUUGAAAAAGCAUAUGCGGCAUGCAGAUCCACUAAAGCUAUACUAUCCAUGAUGAGGAAUAGUAAAAUUUCAAAAAAAGCAGUCAUAGCCCAAGCGUGCAUAGACACAGUAGCACUAUACUCUAAAGAAUGCAAUUAA
Messenger RNA from Blepharisma stoltei, 237 nucleotides. The record is from the annotation of a GenBank genome assembly. NCBI's taxonomy places the organism in Eukaryota, Ciliophora, Heterotrichea, Heterotrichida, Blepharismidae.